Messenger RNA from Mangifera indica (mango), 1450 nucleotides. RefSeq lists its product as uncharacterized. Gene Ontology annotation, molecular function: acyltransferase activity, transferring groups other than amino-acyl groups. The transcript has a single exon. Lineage: Eukaryota; Viridiplantae; Streptophyta; Magnoliopsida; Sapindales; Anacardiaceae. Bases 886 to 1404 code for a protein of 172 amino acids. The record is from RefSeq and is a predicted model, not a curated record.
AAACGCACAAAUUUACAGUGUCACGCAAACUGCUCAAAUUUACAGUGUUACGCAAACUGCGCAAAUCGCGCAAACACUGUUUACACCGAGCAAACCUGUUCACAUCGCGCAAUCAUUGUUUACAUCGCGCAAAAGUAGAUAUUAUAGUCUGUAAACAGUAUUUUUUGCGCGAUUUUGCAAGCAGUUUGCAUGAUGUAAACAGUAUUUACGCGGUUUAUACAGUUUGCGUGACACUGUUCACAGUUUGCGCAGUUUGCGUGACACUGUUUACAGUUUGCGUUUUUGUCUCUCAACGGCUACACUUUUAGGCAUCCAUUAACAUCGAAACUAUAUCAUUUUAAGCGUUCGAAACAUUCAAAAACAUCCAUAUAUAUUCGACAUAUUUAGGGUUUUACUGUAAAAUCCCUAGCUACCAUCGUAACCGCCGUAAACCGAUGCAUAUUCUCAGAAAAAAUAUUUUUACUGGGUUUUUCAACAUAAGGGUAAAAAGGGUAAAAAAAAUACGGUUUGCUUAUUUUGGUAAAACUUUUCUAGGGUGGCUUAAAAACGUAUAAACGCUUAAUUUUUUUGCCUAUUUUAAUUAAUUACCCGUUUAACAAUGCUUAAUGACUGCGUUACGAAGUAUGAUGUAAAGAUUUAGCAUCAAUUUGCAUAUGAAAAUAAAUAUAAUGAGAUUUUUGGCGUAGACUUUGACUUGCUUGGAGUGGGGAGCAAGGAAUUAGAAAAAAGUUGACAGCUGAAGAUAAAAUAAUACUAAAAUUUAUAGCCGUCUUAGUUGACUACUUCAACUAGGCAAUAGGAAGAUUCCUAAGAAGUGACUGGAUCCCAUUUCUCCACACUUAAAAACACUUUUUAAGUUCGGCUUGGAAAAUCCCGUGUGUUUCAAUGGACCCAUCAAGAAUUUCCCUCCGACCAUGCAAGCUCUCCGAUGUCGACGACUUCCUGAAAUGGGCAAGUGAUGAUAGAGUGACGCGCUAUGUCAGAUGGAACACAAUUACUUCCAGAGAAGAAGCAUUGAAUUAUCUCGAGAAAGUUGCAAUACCGCACCCUUGGCGUCGGUCUAUAUGUUUGGACGACCGUUCGAUCGGCUACAUUUCAAUCAAACAAGCAGGCGGUGAAGAUAGAUGCAGAGCCCUGGUAGGAUAUGCAUUGGCUGCAGAGUACUGGGGUCAAGGGAUAGUCACAGCUGCAUUGAAAAUGGCUGUUUCUAAAGUAUUUAAAGAAAUUCCCGAAUUGGUGAGAUUGCAGGCUUUUGUAGAGGUGGAGAAUAAAGGAUCUCAACGGGUACUGGAAAAGGUUGGGUUCUUGCAAGAAGGUCUGUUGAGGAAAUACGGUUUCUGCAAAGGCGAGAUUAGAGAUAUGUUUGUGUAUGGCUUCCUUUCUACUACCGAUAAGAUUAUGUAAGAGCUCUUUAUCUUCUGGUUCAAAUCAAAUAAAUUUGGUUUCUUCA